AUGUCUGCAGACCACCCAUUCGCAGCAUACCACCAAGCUGGUGGCGCAGCUCAAGCUGAAGUCGCAAUGACAACUGCGCCCCUGACCCAUUACAUCCAGGAAGCAUACCAUCAAGUCGACCCCUUUGACGAAGAGGCCCCCAUUUUCCACGAUGAUCUGGAACACACGGUCGAGCCGCUACUUCGCCGUGGGUUCCGCAAUACCAUCAUCCUGGCAGCAGGCGGAUACAACCCGCCUCACUACGGCCACGCCGAGCUGCUCACCCACGUCUUACACCAUGGCGGCGAAGAUCUCAACAUCAUCGCCGCCAUCAUGAUUCCCAUCGACGACGCCCACCUUGAGCGAAAAUUCAGCAUUGCAGAGAACCCCAUCAUUCUGCCCAAAAUGGCACGCCUUCCGCAGCCGCCUGGAGGCUUCAAUCGUGUCCAGCGUUUCACCGUCGACUUCAUGACGGCCGUCGGCCCCGAUCAUGUCUCCAUCAGCUCAGUGCACAGCCCGGCCCGCUGGAACUGUUCCGAGACCAUCGUCUCGGAUGCCUGCCGGCCCGCAGAUUUCGUGGCCGGGCAUCACAAGAACCUCGUGCGCAUCACAGCGUGCACUGAUUGGCACCGGCUGAAACACAUCAAUCUCGGCAAAAUCCGACGCUUGAUCGAGGACAAGGCCGCACGCCGCUUCAACGAUGCUCUCGUUAUCGGGAGCGUGCCUCAUGCUGUCAAGGGUGUGCCCAAGCUCACGAUCCGCUUUGUGCCGUGGACCGAAGGACAACGGAAGCCCAAUGUGUCGUCAACGGACAUUCGGAAACUUAUUGUCAGCUGUGACGCGACUGAGCUCGGCUCGACGAAAGGGCUCGCCGGCAAGGCGCUCUGCCACGAGGAGCUUGUUCGAUGGAUUCUGCGUGAGCUGCCAGAGCGGGCGAAGAUGAGCGCUGUGCCAGUCAAGGGAGAGAGUACAGUUGUCCAUGCGUGGUAG
This is a messenger RNA of Verticillium alfalfae VaMs.102, 969 nucleotides long. RefSeq lists its product as hypothetical. Gene Ontology annotation, biological process: biosynthetic process. Gene Ontology annotation, molecular function: catalytic activity. The record is from RefSeq and is a predicted model, not a curated record. The transcript is spliced from 3 exons. Bases 1 to 969 code for a protein of 322 amino acids. NCBI's taxonomy places the organism in Eukaryota, Fungi, Ascomycota, Sordariomycetes, Glomerellales, Plectosphaerellaceae.